UUAAAGUUUGGUUAUUUUGCUUGCGUACUUAACACCAACACUUUGAGUACCAUUGCAUAUUGAACUGUCACCAUUCAAUAUAAGGAUUAGUCAUCAGCUGAAAUAUUUACUAAAAACAAUUUAUUUGGAUUAAUUUCGAACAGUUGUAGUAACACUAUAUUAUAGUUAAAUUAAAAACAAAUAUUACAAUGAAUCGACUGUUCGGAAAAGGCAAGCCCAAGGAGCCAGCACCAAAUCUAAACGACUGCAUCGCCGGGGUUGAUUCUCGUGCGAGUUCCAUCGAGGAGAAGGUGACAAAGCUGGAUAAUGAAUUGCGUAAAUAUCGCGAACAAAUGUCGAAAAUGCGCGAAGGACCGGCUAAAAACUCUGUAAAGCAGCGAGCUAUGCGUGUGCUGAAACAAAAAAAGGCUUAUGAACAGCAAGUUGAAGCACUACGUAAUCAGUCAUUCAAUAUGGAGCAGGCAAAUUAUGCUGCACAAUCGCUAAAAGACACACAAGCUACUGUAUCUGCAAUGAAGGAUGGUGUCAAACAAAUGCAGAAGGAAUUCAAGAAAGUCAAUAUCGACCAAAUUGAGGAUAUCCAAGACGAUAUGGCCGAUAUGCUAGAACAAGCAGACGAGGUACAAGAAGCUUUAGGACGUACAUAUGGCAUGCCAGAAGUUGACGAUGAUGAACUGCAAUCUGAAUUGGAUGCUCUAGGCGAUGAAAUAGCACUCGAUGAUGAUACCAGCUACUUGGAUGACAUGGUGAAAGCACCAUCAGCACCUGAUAAAGAACCGGGUGCCGAUAGUAUUAUACCCGGCAGUAAAAGUGGAAUUGAAACUGACGAGUUUGGCUUGCCUAAAGUACCCACUUCGGUUAAAACGUCUUAAACACCUUUAGUUCUUCUUGCCUCUCUAGCAAGAAUCUUAAAGCUAUAAUAAUUAAAAUGGAUUUUUUCAUGUGAGCUUUCUUAUAAACAUAUUUUUUUAGAAUUAUCAUUUAAUAAGCUUCAUAAAUAAAAACCAAGUUCGCUCCGUGCCUAUAUUUGAUUGGGCUGAACACCUCAGUUGGUAACUAAUAUUUUAUUUACGAGAAGGAUUACACUAACAUUCGUUUUAGCUAGUCUACCAUAAUAUCAUCUUAAUUAAAAGAAAUAAUAUCCAGCGUCUUCUGGUGUUUUAUUUAACAAAUCUAUUUUAAAUAAUUUUUAACAAAAACGCAUAUUUCAAAUGUUUAGUAUAUUGAGUGUAAAUAUAUAGUUAUAAGAGAAUAUUAAACAAUGCUGAUUGGCACAGUUGCAUUGAAAAGUAUGGCAAUAUUUAUGUGAAUUAUUUCGUUUACCCAUGUACAUAUUAAUAAAUAUAAUAUGUAGA
Bactrocera oleae (olive fruit fly) is the source of this 1355-nucleotide messenger RNA. RefSeq names its product vacuolar protein sorting 60 (gene Vps60). NCBI's taxonomy places the organism in Eukaryota, Metazoa, Arthropoda, Insecta, Diptera, Tephritidae. The record is from RefSeq and is a predicted model, not a curated record. Gene Ontology annotation, biological process: late endosome to vacuole transport via multivesicular body sorting pathway; vesicle budding from membrane. Gene Ontology annotation, cellular component: multivesicular body.